This is a messenger RNA of Suillus plorans, 3717 nucleotides long. Its product is annotated as TBCD protein. Lineage: Eukaryota; Fungi; Basidiomycota; Agaricomycetes; Boletales; Suillaceae. Gene Ontology annotation, molecular function: beta-tubulin binding; GTPase activator activity. The record is from RefSeq and is a predicted model, not a curated record. Gene Ontology annotation, biological process: post-chaperonin tubulin folding pathway; microtubule cytoskeleton organization; tubulin complex assembly. The transcript is spliced from 21 exons. Bases 104 to 3601 code for a protein of 1165 amino acids.
CACAUUGAAGCCGCUGACGUAAACAGACACUACUUCGUCAGAUCAGGUUUCGCGCAUCAGCACAGUUGACUCUGCAGUUCACUUCGUCAAUGACACGGUGGUCAUGGAUGAAGACUCACAAGAAAACCGAUUAUUUGCAGCUUUUGAGCGCCACGACGAGUUCGUAGCAGCUCAAAAUACCCUGCUGGUGGCCGAUUUGUUCGUAGAGCCCAGUCGCGAAGAGGAAGAUGUGGAACUCCAUUGCAGUCAAAAAUUAAUCGUGAUUUUUGGAGAAUACCAAGAGCAAUCGUAUCUAUUGGACCCGUACCUUGAAAGCCUCGUGUCUCCCGUCGCGGAAUGCCUUAGAAGAUAUGCAAUGGCAUGCGUUAAUGCACGAGGUGCUCAGUCUUCUCGUAGUCGUGUGGAACGCCUCGCAGAUCUUCUUCAUAACUAUAUCAAGUUCCGCGGGUAUAAGACAAUAACUAGAUUCUUCCCUCAUGAAGUUUCCGAUCUCUCGAUCGCCUUGGAUUUCAUCCGGCUGCCGUCAGGGCCAGUAAAAGACCCCAGUCAAUGGGGACUGCGAUAUGCCGUGCUGCUUUGGCUAUCUCUCAUUUGUCGGAUCCCUUUCGACUUGCAGAAAUUCGAUGAUACCACUCGAUCCGGUGAAACAGCAAAUGCGAUCGAGCUCGUUGGAAAAGACCGCCUUAACAUGGCUGGAUUAGAGCGCGAAGGAGCGGCUACCCUUUUGGCACGCUUCUAUGCACGAAAGGACACCAAGCAGCAAUUCUCCUCUUUUGUCGAGUGGUCAAUAACAGUUUUUCGCUCUUCGGAUAUCAUCUUGUCUAUAGGAGUAUUACAAGUCCUUUGUGAAUUGAUGAAAUCUGGUUCAUCUGAACAACUCCAAGCGUUUACGCAACAGCUCUUGGAAAUUACAGAUACCUUAGAGCAAAGUACCCCCUUGGCCAGCAACACAUUGGUUCGAAAAUAUCGCACGAAAUUGCUAUCGCGCGUUGCGUUGCGUCUGAUGCCUCCGAAUAUAUUUAGAUCCAAGUUAACAUUCCGUAGUCUGGAUGGUGAUAUCAAGAAUGAGGCUGUCAAUGGGAACGUAGAUGAUGGCGAUGAUGAUAUUGAUGUUCCUGAAGAAAUUGACACAAUCUUAGAGUCUCUAUUCAAGAGCCUUCAGGACAAGGACACAGUGGUACGAUGGUCAGCAGCCAAAGGCAUUGCUCGCCUUUCAGAACGCCUUCCGUCGGAUUUCUCCUCUCAGGUAUUAGAGACCAUUCUUGGUCUUUUCUCAAUACAUUCUGUAGCAGGCGCAAGUGUUUAUGACACUCCUGCCAUCGCUGAGGCUACCUGGCAUGGCGCAUCUCUCGCGUCAGCAGAGAUGGCACGCAGAGGUCUAGUUCAAACUGCUGCACUAGGAAGCCUCUUGGGCUGGCUCUCGAAAGCCCUCUACUUCGACAUACGUAAGGGGGCCCAUUCCAUUGGAUCAAACGUACGGGAUGCUGCGGCCUAUGUGAUCUGGGCUUUAGCGAGGGCACAAGAUCCGGAAUCCUUCUCUCCCUAUGCUCGUGAACUCGCGCAGUGGCUCGUUUCUGUGGCGUUGUUCGACAGGGAAAUUCACAUUCGAAGAGCGGCUAGUGCCGCCUUCCAAGAACAUGUUGGCAGAAUGGCGCUGUUCCCACAUGGUAUCGACGUCCUUAGAAAAACCGACUUCUAUGCAGUCAGCGUGCGGCGGAAUGCGUUCAUUGUCGCGGCUCCACAAGUCGCUGAGCACCUGGAGUACAGAUCAUAUCUGAUCGAUCACAUCAUUUCGAUCACUUUGCGUCACUGGGAUGUUGCGAUGAGGGAGUUGGGUGCUCAGGCCUUGCGCCGGAUAUGCGAGCUCGACUUGAAGAUACUAGGGCUGGAGUGUGCCACGAAGAUGGCAGGAUUUUUAGACUCCGUUGAUGUAUCUGAUGUGCAUGGAGCACUUGCAGCAUUGACAGGUAUCUCUGAAGCGUACCGAGCUCAGGAGAGCGAAGAAAAUGCAAGCAACCGGCAAAAGAUAUUUGCCUUCAUUGCCAUUGUUUCCAAAGAUGUUGUUAUGUCUCCACGAAACGGUCUAGUACUUGCGGCGGCGUGCGAUCUCAUUGCAAGCAGCCUGACACUACAGGAGAUUGAGCUUCAGGAAAAGUCAUCCGUGCCCCACUGGAAAAGGAUCAUAGACCAGGGACUGCGACACAGAAGCUCUUCCGUCCAACAAGCCGCUGCCGCCGCCAUAGCCACAACAAGUUCCUUGAUAGAUUGCUCGCCAGAUGUGCACAGAUUAAUCAAGGACUUUCGCCGUGGCCCUCAGUCCUUGCAGCAAAGUCUUGGCUAUACUCUAGGUGUACUCAAUUAUAAUGCGCAUCCGCAUGGUUUCUCUGAGGUAGUCAAGUGCUUGUUGGAUAGUGUCGAUUCCAACUCCUCCGAAAGAAUGUCGAGCAUUGAAGCACGUCGAAAUUGCUUCCAAGCGUUACCCAAGAUCAUCACGAAUGUACUGCCUCGCCUCACCGAAUAUCUAAUCGCAGAAAGUAUGUAUGGAGUCCUUGAUGCCCUUGACAGCGGACUAGAUGAUUACACGAUGGAUGAGCGUGGCGACGUUGGCUCGUGGGUACGAAUGGCGUGCAUUCAAGGUCUAGCAUCAAUUUUCGAAGAUCUGUUUCGCGUUUCAGGAAACAUACCUGAAUUCACGAAUUACUUGCCUGCGGAGAGGUAUCACAGUGUGAUAGCCAGAAUCCUUCGUCAGGGCGUUGAAAGACUGGACAAUGUACGUCAAACCGCGGGACACUGUUUAUUGCGAUUGUUUCGCAUCCCUCUCCCGACCGUUCCUCAUCAAGAGGAAUGGCGUAUCAAAGGCUCAGAACUCAUUAUGAAGCUGUUUCUGACUGAUGCCUCGGGCACUAUCACCAGUUGGAGUGUUGGGGAAUGGCUAUUUCCUAAAGCCGUAGAACUGCUCCGCGUACAAGAGUAUAGACAACCCCUACUGACAGGUCUUAUACAUAGUGUAGGAGCUAGAACUGGAAGCACGCACCGCCCAGCAUCUUCGAGUCUGGUUUCCUUUGCGCAGGGCCUUCCAUUAUUAGUCGGCGAUUCUGGCUAUAGUCUAUCUGAGCUAUGUGACGACCUCAUCGAGUGCGCACAAGGGAGAACGACGUCGAACGCGGUGGUGGUUCCUAUCUUGCAAACGUUCAAUAUGCUUUUGGAGGCAGACGUAUUGUCUCGCCUGUCUAGCGUUGACAACGGCCCAUCAAAACUAGAGAGAUUAUUGAACAUUGCAACAAGAAAUGUACAGCGAUUGAAGAAUGUACAGCGAGUGCAAGAGUCCAUGAAAAUCGUCGUAAACCUCUUGGUCGUUUCCUCGGUUUCAAAAUCAUCCUCGGAGCGAAUCAUCGACUUCCUUUCUCACCCUUAUCCAAAGAUCCGGACCAGUACGGCUGAGUACCUCUACACAUUCAUACAAAGCAGGGACCUCGGCUGGGAGGCAGAUGAAGCAGUCGAUGAACUUCUUCUCGAAACAGAAUGGUCUUCGGAAAGCAUGGAAGUGAAGGUGGCAGCCACUCGCGUCUCGGAGCUCCUCUCUUGCACAAUUACCGAGUGAUUAAAACGUUGUUCAGUGUAUGGCCUAUACGCAGGACCAAGCGCAUGUAGAUCAUAUCGUAUGAACACCCUUACUUAGCUGAAAUGUACUUUUUAUGAGGGGGCGUGUUGUGAUCU